GUCUAUAGUUUCUGAACCACAGACUACAAAUAUAAUAUGAAUGACAAUCUUUCAAAUAAAAUAAUAUAUCAAUCUUGACAAAAAAUCCAAUUUUAGAUCAUAAAAUGGCUUUGUCUGUAAUAACAAGACAAGUUCUCAGAUUCCCAGCUGGAAUUCCACAACACAUUCUAUCGCUAAAUGGAGUAAAUGCCAAGAGAGGAUUAUCAAACACUCUCUUACAUUCAAAUCUACUCCGCCCUAAAUUAAUUUCUCAAGUUGCAACUAAAAGAUUGAUGAGUGGGGAUCAUGCUAAAAAAUGGAAAUUGGAAAAAAUAUUGACAAUUAUAAUGUUCCCAAUUAUACCAGCUACUUUCAAUAAUCCUGGAACAGAAAUUUUAGAUAACUUGUUCGCUAUAUUACUCACAACACAUGCCCAUUUUGGUUUGGAAGCAAUUGCUAAAGAUUAUUUGAGACCAAUUGUUGUUGGCCCUGCACUCUCCAAAAUUGCUGUAGGUGUGGUAUAUGCUUUAACAGCUACUACUUUGGGAGGUUUACUAUAUUUUAAUCACCAUAAUAUUGGAAUUGGUGCCGCUGGAAGGCAAAUAUGGUCUAUUGGAAAAGAAAAAAAAGAAGUAGCCUAACUAUGAACUCAGUAUUUAAUAUUUUGUAAUAUAUAUAGUAAUGAAGUUUGUUGGUAA
Molecule: messenger RNA, 677 nt
Organism: Harmonia axyridis
Lineage: Eukaryota; Metazoa; Arthropoda; Insecta; Coleoptera; Coccinellidae
Gene: SdhD
Product: putative succinate dehydrogenase [ubiquinone] cytochrome b small subunit, mitochondrial
Exons: 3
Coding region: 105-620 (171 amino acids)
Biological process (GO): mitochondrial electron transport, succinate to ubiquinone; tricarboxylic acid cycle
Cellular component (GO): membrane; mitochondrial envelope
Molecular function (GO): heme binding; ubiquinone binding
Source: RefSeq, a predicted model, not a curated record